Molecule: messenger RNA, 1068 nt
Organism: Sclerotinia borealis F-4128
Lineage: Eukaryota; Fungi; Ascomycota; Leotiomycetes; Helotiales; Sclerotiniaceae
Source: the annotation of a GenBank genome assembly
AUGGCUUUGCCAGUAAUUAAAGCAAUCGAGGAUUGCUCAAACAUCACGAAGACAGUCUUGCCAUACUUGCCACAGUUGUACGACCUACCUCAACAAAUACUUCAAUCCUACUCGAAUCCUACUGAGCUUCGAAAUCUCUACUUAGCCACAAAUCCACUCAUCUCUGCCUUUGCAUUCUCACUAUUCUUAACACCAGUUUUUUUGUUGGUUUCGGAAGUCAAUAAGAACUAUUCACAAGUCGACAGAUGCUGGAGUAUCUUACCUACAUUAUAUAAUGCCCAUUUUGCCAUCUAUGCGCAUCUAUCUGGUUUGCCGACCGGACGGUUAGAUAAUGUACUUGCUUUCAGCACGAUAUGGAGUUUGCGUUUGACCUUCAAUUACUGGAGGAAAGGUGGAUAUAGCAUUGGAUCUGAAGACUAUCGCUGGGAGGUCCUGCGAGAAAAGAUCCCCCCCGCACUCUUCUUCGUCUUCAACGUCGCCUUCAUAUCACUCGCACAAAGCAUUCUUCUCUUCUUAAUUUCAACACCAUCAUACGUUAUGCUAUUAGCUGCACGAUAUGGAGCGCCCUGGACGACGGCAGAUUUGAUAUUCUCUAGAGGUCUUAUAACUCUUGUGGCGCUUGAGUAUCUUGCAGAUGGGCAACAGUGGAACUACCAAACCGCCAAGCAACAAUACUUGAAGACCGCUAAAGUACAAGGGGGACUUGACCAAGAAUCACUCGACCGUGGUUUCGUUACCUCUGGUCUCUGGUCCUUGAGCAGACAUCCAAAUUUUGCUGCAGAACAAACCAUAUGGGUAGUACUAUACACGUGGGGAUGCUGGACUAGUAAUGUAGCAUUCAACUGGACAUUUGCCGGUGCUAUGUCAUACUUAAUACUCUUCCAGGCCUCAACCUGGUUCACCGAGCUCAUAACGGCCAAGAAGUACCCAGAUUAUCAGGAGUAUCAAGCCCAAGUUGGCAAAUUCUUGCCAAAUGUUUUUUCUAUCAAGCCAGCAUUUGCCAAAGCGGAGAAGAAAGUCGCCACGACGAUUAAGGGGAAUACAAGGAAGGUUUCUACAAGUAAAUAA